Messenger RNA from Oryzias latipes (Japanese medaka), 5907 nucleotides. RefSeq names its product thrombospondin type 1 domain containing 4 (gene thsd4). Gene Ontology annotation, biological process: extracellular matrix organization; proteolysis. Lineage: Eukaryota; Metazoa; Chordata; Actinopteri; Beloniformes; Adrianichthyidae. Gene Ontology annotation, molecular function: metalloendopeptidase activity. Gene Ontology annotation, cellular component: extracellular matrix. The record is from RefSeq and is a predicted model, not a curated record.
CACACCCAUGCAUACUCACAUUGACACCUAUGGACAAUUUGGAAUGACCAAUAAACCUGAGAAGCAUGUUUUUUGGAAAUAGUCAAAUAGUCAUUAUACUUGAUUAAUUUUAUCCCCAUAUCUCUCGAAGACCCUUACAUUUAAAGCAGGGGUUUCUAAACGCCAGAUUUGGUUAGGUGAAAAUCUUUUUAGGGCCAACCAAUCGGCCUGACAUUCUUUGAAUUAUUUUAAUAAUAUUACAUACAAAUGAAAUUUUUAAUGAACAUUGUACCAUCCAUUUUCUUAACCUUUUUUAUCCCCUUUGGGGUCAUGGGACUGACAGAGACUGGAUAGGUCACCAGCCCGUCACAGGACCUGAACAGUUUCUUGCAAUGGCAUAUUUCUUAUAUUGACAACAACAGAUUUGUUUUUGCCAAUAUUAAUAUAAAUUUUUUCACACCUUUCAUUCCGGUCUGGAAGUCUAUCUUGAUUAUUGAACUAUUUGAAAACAGCCACAGUCUCUUGGCAUAUCGGGCAGACACAGUUGUUUCAUAUUUCCUUGAAAUCAAAAUAUGCCAAUUUCCGCUUGUACUGGAAGCUGUGAACUUUUCUUUUUUUUAAUUUACAGUUGACAUUUAAGAAAUGAUCUUGAAAGUGUCACAAAGAGAUCCCGCGACAGAGUUGCCACAGAUUUACAACAACUUAAAUCGUAACUUAGCCAACUAUACACUGAAGAAACUGUACACAGUUUUUAAAAAUUGCUGAGGGCCACAUAUACUAUUGAUUUUAUGAAAGAAACCUGUGAGGCGUUUAGAAAUGUGAACACGGGCCUCAUUUGGACAUGCCAGAUGUAAAGCAGUGGAUGUCUUUGCAUUGUUUCAGCUGAGUCCCAAGGGUCUAACCCCACAUACUAGCAUGAACAUCUUUCUCUUUGUUGUUCUAUUUGCUGUUUAAAGUUACUAGAAUCUGUCAGAUAGAAACCCUCCUCUCUUUCUAAAAAGAGUAUUUGGAUAUUGCUUGCAUGGCAAUACUGUUUUGCUUUGUGUAUAAGUUGAACUUUGUAAAAAUCUAUUAGAUCAAAAAACCUCAUUACAUUCAUGAAAUAAUGGAAUAGUGUGUUCACAGCAACUCAUUGCACGUUUUUUAAGAUUAAAGAUGGACUUGAGUGCAAUUAGUCCCUCAUAAGUCUGAACAAUAAAUUAGAUAUGACAAUACUAAUGAAUAGUACAGUACCAGAGUAUCUUUUGCUUGAUCAAUUAUUGGUUUACAUUUGUGCAUGGUACAUUUCCCUGUGUGGGACAGUUAUGCCAGAGAAACUAAACUAAGUACUUAAACUUUAAAUUCCAUCUUUUCCCUGCAAGCUCGGGCAAAUCCACGUCCACUAGGUUAUGAAAAAAGGAGGAGACUCCCACCUCCGCGUUUGCGUGGAAGUCCACGUUCAAAGGUGAAGUGGGUGCUACACCAGGGGGCGCAGCAGAGCGCGCGAGUAUAGCCGCCCGUCAAUCAGUGUCGGCGCGUAACGCAGCCCUGCAGAGGAGCUGGGACCCGAGUCGGAUUCACCUGUGGGGAGAUCUAACCUUCGCGAGGUUUUUCCACCAGGAUUCAUUACUUUCAGCAUGAGAGGGAUUCCCGCGUGAGAGACCAGUCAAGGAGCAAGAACUCCACCAUCUGCAGCCUGCAGUGUUCAACUUUGAAGUUCAAGAGAUCAUGCAAGGAGUCUGCUCCUGGACUGGCAGAGUUUGUGUUCUGCUGCUUCUGCUGCAUUGCCCCGACCAGCUGGACAGCCAGCACACAACAGACCACAGGAAGGUUCCUCAGAGGGCAGAAAAUGGAGAUGCUCAAAGCUCCUGGGGUUCAUGGGGUCCUUGGUCAUCUUGCUCCAGGACCUGUGGAAAUGGAGUCCAAGGGCAGACCAGAGCCUGUCUGCCUGUGUACAUGCAACCCUCCAGAGGAGCCGGUGUUCAGCUGCAGCAUGCAGGCCGCAUCAUUUCAGCUCUGAGUCCUGGAGCUUCUCCCCACAGGCAUGGAGGUAGAGCAUUCAACAGCAGCAGCAGGGGGGACCUGACGAGGGGGAAGCAGACCAGGCCUGCUGAACGCAGUCGGGUCACAUCCAUUCUUCCAGGGAAAUACGGCUACGGCAGAGGCCCCUACGCCGCUCCACUUCAAACAGAUGCAGGCCGGCGAUCUGAGGCCCCCCACCUGCACAAACAGAGACGCUCAGCUGCUGCUACUUCCCACCACCCGAUAGCGAGAGGGCGCAGCAGCUUCCGGUCAAACAGCCCGAACAACCUCCAUGGCUUUAGCAGACCCACACACUCCAAUGCACAACACCUGAGGCAUAACCAAGUGUGGGCGCCCCUCUACCAGCCUACCUCAUCCAACAUGGGGAGGGUGCAACCGGAGGUGCAUCCAGGGAGCCGGCAGCAGCAUCAGGAACGACUCUACAACCCACUGCCAACUUCUUACUGCUCAGGGGAGCACGCUCACUAUAGGAUCUGCCACAGCAAUGCUUGCCCUCCGUCCAGCGGACACAUCCGUGUGCUGCAGUGCUCUUCCUUCAACAAGCAGCCGUUCAUGGGCCGACUGUACGAGUGGGAGCCUUUCAAUGAGGUUCAGGAGGAGCAGCUCUGUGAACUGCACUGCCGCGCCGUGGGCUUCAGGUUCUACGUUCGGCACUCGGAAAAGGUGAUAGACGGAACGCCAUGUGGACAAAGCGACGCUUCUCUCUGUGUGGAUGGAAGGUGCACGAAUCUUGGCUGUGAUGGAUAUCUCGGAUCAGGAAAGGUCAUCGACAAGUGUAACGUUUGUGGAGGCGACAACUCAACCUGCAGGCUGGUCUCUGAACUGUUCAAACACAGUUUUUCCAAGAUCGGCUACCAUAAGAUAGCAGAAAUUCCAGAGGGAGCAACCAAGAUCAAUGUGACAGAGAUGGUGAAGAGUAGAAACUACCUUGCACUGCGAAGCAGAUCAGGACGAUCCAUUAUCAAUGGAAACUGGGCCAUUGAUCGCCCAGGGAGGUACGAAGGUGGUGGGACCAUAUUCACCUACCGCAGACCCAAUGAGAUCAGCAGCACCGCUGGGGAAUCUCUCUUAGCUGAUGGCCCUACCAAUGAAAUCCUGGAUAUUUAUAUAAUCUUCCAGCAGCAAAAUCCUGGUGUUCACUACGAAUACAUUUUACCCUCCCAGAAAAUAACUGGACCUCAGAAACCAAACCACAGACCAGAAGCUGGGAACGGACAGGAUGAACAGGAAAAGGAAAACGUCAACUCUGCAGAUCAGGGAAGGUCUCCACCUCAUCGCCCCGACAACCAGGUGCCGGCUGUGCAACCACCCAGACGUGGGAGAGAGUACAACUGGAAACAGACCAGUGCUACGGAAUGUAGUGUUUCCUGUGGAAAAGGUGUCAGAUAUCCCAUCUUUCACUGCGUCAACCGUCUAAACCACGUCCAGGUUUCGGACUCUCUGUGCGACAGCAGCAGCAGACCGUCCUCACAAGAGGAGGCGUGCAACCUGCAGCCGUGUCCAGGAUUCUGGGAUAUUGGUGAGUGGUCGGAGUGCAGCAAGACCUGCGGGCUGGGUAUGCAGCACCGGCAGGUUCUGUGUCGGCAGGUUUACGCCAACCGCACCCUCAACGUCCACACGAGUCACUGCCGACACCUGGAGCGGCCUGAAACAGCCAGUUCCUGCCAGCUGAAGAUCUGCAGCGAGUGGCAGAUCCGCUCCGAGUGGACCUCUUGCUCAGUGCCGUGUGGCUUGGGUCAAAGGUCAAGGGAGGUGCGCUGCGUCAGCAAUGUGGGGGACUUUGUUUCUGAUGAGGAGUGCAACAUGAAUCUGCGGCCCAUCGACAUGGAAAACUGCGACAUGGGAGCCUGUGCCAAGAGCUGGUUUUACACAGAGUGGGGCGACAAGUGCUCUGCUGAAUGUGGGAUGGGUGUAAAAACUCGCGGGGUCCUCUGCCUCACAAACCACAUUAGCAGUUUGCCUCUGGAGGGGUGUGGCAGCGAGCGUCCUGCAGACUCUCGGGUCUGCAAUAAUGGUCCCUGUGAGAACCGCAUCGAGUGGUUCACGGGUCCCUGGAGUCAGUGCUCAGCAGAGUGCGGCCCAGGAAGCCAGCAGAGGGCAGUGGUGUGUUUGGUGAAAUCAGAAGAAGGAAUCUCUGUCAUGCCGCCAUAUGAGUGUUCAUCCCUGAACCGGCCGCUCAGCCAGCAGAGCUGCAACCUGAAGGCCUGUGGCGCCAAGUGGUACCACACUGAGUGGAGCGCUUGCUCAAAGACAUGUGAGGGGGGUUUCCGUGUGAGGGAGGUUCGCUGCCUCUCUGAUCAUGAAGUGCAGUCCAGUGAGGGCUGUGACGAGCGGCUGAAACCUGCAGCGAGGGAGAGCUGCAACCCCGAGCCCUGCAUGCCUCAGAUAGAUGAGAACUGCAGAGACAAGUACUUCAACUGCAACAUGGUGGUCCAGGCUCGCCUCUGUGUGUAUGAUUACUACAAGACAACAUGCUGUGCUUCAUGCAUUCGAGUUGCCCACAAACAGAUGAUCCAUCGAGGACGCAGCUAGCGCCCUCUGCCAUCUCAGCUCCAUGCUGGGCUUCCUGACAUCACCCCGGCUCUGAGUGAACCCGGAGAAAAAGACUGAGGCAGGAAGUUAACGUUAAAGGAGUCUUGUUCAGCUAGUCUGAAGAAGUAGUUGGUUCAUACGGAAGCAAACACUGGGAUCCAAUGCAGUUUGAGGAACCUGCUAGAAAAGCAAUUCCCUGGAUAAGAGAAGCAGAUUAGAAGUAAACUUCUUGACUGCUUUGGUUUCCUUUUUAGUGGAAAUUUUGCUAAUCUUUUUUUUUUCUUCCUUUCUACAAGAUCGGACUUUGAUUGAGAGCUAAUGGAUGGAUUUCGUCACGGCACUCAGAUCCAUGUUCUUUAUCACCAGAAAAACAUUUGCUGAAUGUUUACUGUUGACCAAAGAUAUCUGACCCAAAAAACCAAUAACACACAAACCUCACUUUUUCAGCCGCUCCACAGAAACUGAAGAGGAAAAAAAGGAAUCUUUUAUAUUAUUUAUGUGCGUGGUUCCCCUGAGUGGACCAUCCACUGGUGACUUCCUUAUGACUGUUCUUCCUUUCAGCUCAUCCUGAUGUCUGAACAGAAUGUAGGCAUUCCACUGCUGGAUGGUAGAAGCAGAUGUUCAGAAGUCCUUUCUUUUGUAGAGGAGGAAACAAACUGAAAAUGUUUUUUAUCUCUAAGGAUAUAAUUUCUCAAUUGUACAGCCCCUGAUCAUCCACAGUUCCCUGUAAAUAUUUAUUUUAAACUAUUAUAAUAUUUUAAGGCACUCGUUUGUUCACUUUUUUUCUUAUAAAAAUGGAAUUUGUAUUCCAAAUAUUCUGCAGUGAGUGUUAAAUUUGCUAAAUGUUUUGUUCCAUUACUACAUGAUUCACCUUUAAGCUCUACAAUGAUACCUCCAACUACAAAGUACUGUAAGUGUGAUGAAGUCCAGAGAUUCUCAAGCAAAGACAAGUCCUAACAAUCUUCUAAAACGUUGCAUUUCUACCUUAAAUUGGAAAAUUGAUCUAUUUCAAUAGUGAGAAGCAGUUUUGUUUCAUCUCAGUCCCAAGCAGACCUGCUAAGAAUUGAGACGGUCACCCGCAGCACACGUGCAGCUUGUUUCUGUUACAUUACGCAAACUGUAUAGCAUUAAGCUUUACAUUUUUCAGGUGCAUUUUUUCCUCAUUUCAGGAAAAAAAAAACAAUAACUCUAUUUCAGGUCUUCUGUAUCAAAUGAAAUCUAACCUUGAUGUGAGUCUGAGAAUUUUACUUAGAAUUUUCCUUUUAUUAAAAACUGGACAAGACUAAAAUGAAGAAGAGACAAUGCUUUUCUUAAUUCUAAAUGUAAAUAAGUAAAUAAAUAACUAAUAAAUAUCAAAUAAAAAAACUUGUUGGU